AUUACAAACAUUCAUGACCAUUACCAACUGUCGAUACUCGUACUAAUUAUGUUGUGUCACGUAAUAGAACUGUCUGUGGCGCGUUAAGAGUUCUAGGAGUAGUUCACCUUGUCUAAAAAUUACCAUAGUCAUCAUAGGCUUACUAGGUUAACUAGGUAAGCCUAUUAUUAUGACAUAUACUAUUACUAUAAUACUACUAAUAACUAAUAAUAAUAAGUAAUAAUUAUAAUAAUUUAUAAUAAAUAUAACAAAGUACAAAGUGACACUAACACACUUACUUCGUCAGUGUCACACUUUGACUUUGUGAGUGAGUUGUCUUUACAAAAUUUACACUCCACUGAAAAUUGUAUACCAUUAUUGCCAUUAUAAUUAUAUGGCAUGGCAUAGGCAUAAGCUUUAUCAUUAUUCAUUAUGUUUGGUAAAUAGUUUUAAUUUUGUUGUAAAAAUAAAUUUUUCGACAACUGUCGUUAACAACACCUUAAUACAAAUAUGAUCAUAUUUUAAGAAAAAUAAUUGGUAAAUUUAUUAAUUCACACUUCAUGUGUUUUGUUUAGUUAAUCAUUGUAUUGUAAAAGUCUCCUCCAAAUUUGAUUGUUCCAAUCUUUAAUAAUAGCCAAAAAAAAUAAUAAAAUAAAAACAAAAUAGUUCAAGAAGAGUAAUAAUUUAAUCAUAGAUUUUAGAAUUAAUUACAAAGAUAAAUAAUGGGGGGGGGGGAAUAAAUCACUAAAAAGUUUAUAACGUUUCUCCUAUACUAUAAAUGAUAGAAAGUUAAUUGGUUUCAUUAGAGAGCUGAAAGUCAGUCUGUUCUAAUGAUAUGUUGUUUAUGUAUGUCAGAUGUAUUUGAGUUUGAGUGCCUAAAUUUUAGAUAUAAUUUAAAUAGUCACUAAUCACUUCUGGCGUGUGGUAGUAAUAGUUAUAAUUUAGAGUAGUAAUUUGUGAAUGCAAGUAGUAAUUAGGGCAAUACUUCUGAUACAAUUUUGAUAGAAUGGGACAAGAUAGGCCUCAAUCUCAAUCUGUUCUGAUUUUUUUUAAUAAAGCAUAGAAAAUCAGCACAUGAUAGAUCCCUACUAAGACAGAUUUAUAUAGACUAGUGGUUUUUUUAAAAUAAAACAAAUAUUUUUUUCUAAUGUUUCCUUAAAAAAUAUUUUAUUAUGAUGGUUGUUUUUUAAAGAAAUAUAUUUUUAAAAAUUUUAGUCAAAAAAAGUUAGCACUGUUGAAGCUUCUGAGUAAUGUUUAAAUUUAAUGAAUCCCAUACCAAAACUUUCCACCAUUUUAUUCUCGUUUCUUUUUUGCAGUUCACAUCAAACACAUACAAUGCUUGAUGCUGCUGUGUCAUUAGUAUUGCCCUGGAUGUUGAUGAUUGCCAAUGCAAGCAUGUAUUUUCUUACACUCUUUUUUGGCCUUCUCUCUGUGAUGUUGGCUGUGAUGAUGUACAGUUUUUCAGAAAAUCCCUGGGUACCAAUGUUCAAAGAGAUAACUUCUCCGGAGGAAAAUCAAUCUGAAAGAUGAUCAUGAAGUAAGGACACCUUUCUAAAUGUUUUGAAGUUUUAGAAAUUCUUUAUCCCUGAAAAAUUAUUACCAGUACUCAAUUAACAUCAUGGAUUGUAUGAUCAUUUGAACAUUUCUUACAUCACUAGUGCUUUUAGCUUUUUCUUUUAAUAUCUAUUUUCAAUAAGCUACUUACUUACCAGCUAGUCAGUAACUUUCAGUUAGAGUGAAAUUAUUAUUAUUACUAUGGUUUAUUUAAGCUUAUAGCAUAGAAAAGUAUGCAUGGAACUAUGCAUUCACCCUUGACAUUGUCAAUCUCAAUGAGAAUAUAAUUUAUAAUUGUUCUAUUCUGCAGGACAGUUGGAAAUGUUUCAAAACAUGUUUUAUGUGGAAACCGAUGGAUACAGCGAACAUUAAAAUUCAACCCGUAAGCUUAGUAGAGAAAAAUUUGGAAGUUAAUAAUGCUGUCCAUCUGCAAGCCAUUAACAUGGCUUGUAGUAUGAAUAUCAGAGAUCAAGGUAUUACAGUGGGCCUUAUGACUGAUCAGUGCUACGGCUCAGAGAGUUCUGGGGCUCUAGGAAAAAUCCUUCCUAUGAAAAAAAUUAAAAUUGAAGUUCCUUCACAGAAGGCAGUUUCAGAAGACAAUCUAGCUAUACUUCUAACAACACCACCAAAUCUGCCAGACAAAAGGAAUGCUUACAGAGGUCCAAAGAAAGCACUGACAUUGGGUGAAAGGAUGACUGUGAUAAAGCUAAAUGAAGAGGGUAAGAGUACAAGGCAAAUUGCACAGCUGCUUGGUGUUGGCCGCACACAAAUUCAAUUAACUUUAAAGAGAAAACAGGAAUACAUAAACAAUUUUAACCAGAAUGCACCAUUAGAGCAGCGUCGCCAGAUGAGAAAAACAGGAAAUGAAAGUGUCAAUGAGCUCUGUUGGCGAUGGUACCAAGAGAUGUCUAGAAGAAAUAUUAAAGUGAAUGGGCCAAUGCUGAAAGAAAGAGCACUGAAUUUUGCCACAGAAAGUGGCAUAAAGACUUUCAAGGCCUCUAAUGGUUGGUUGGAGUCAUUUGCGAGGAGACAUAAUAUAGUAUUUGGAAAGCCAGCUUCUGAGGGCAGCAGUGCAGAUCCAAGUGUAGUCAUUGAUUGGAAGAAAAAAGUAAAAUCUUUGUGUGAAGGGUAUGAAGACAAAGAUGUUUUCAACUUAGAUGAAACUGGCUUAUUCUUUCGAAUGACAGCUGAUAAGUCUUUCUAUGUUAAGGGUCAGCAGUGUCCAACAGGAAGUAAAGCAAUUGACAGACUGACAGUUAUGCUUUGCACAAACAUGCUCGGUGAAAAAGAAACUGCUGUGGUCAUUGGGAACAUGUCACUUUCAAAAAAUUUUAAAGACAUGAACAUACAACUUAUUCCAGUAGAUUUCAAAUUUUCCCAUAAAGCCUGGAUGAGCAGUGAUAUUUUUAUUGCUUGGCUCACAGGAUUCAAUAACAAAAUGGCGCUACAGCAACGCCAUGUUAUUCUUUUCCUAGACAAUGCCUAUUGCCAUCAGUUUCUGCAGCUUUCCAACAUCAAACUUCAGUAUCUGCCACCCAACAUCAGCAUUGUUUUGCAGCCUUUGCACCAGGGGGUGAUGCAAGACUUCAAAAGAGGCUUUCGUCGAAAACAGCUGUCUGCAUUGACAGGAGAAAUGGAGGCUCACCCCCAUGUUACAGCUAGUGAGCUUAUGAAAACUAGUGACAUUAUAGAUACCCUUUAUUGGAUAGCCUCUGCAUGGAAUGACAUCCCAGAGACAACCAUCAAGAGAUGCUUCUUUAGAUGUGGAUUUGGUAUGGUUUCAGAUUCCUCGAACAUUACUGAUGUUUUCAAUAGGAAUGAUCUGCUCAAUCCACCAGAGUUUGACAGAAUUUCUUCUGAGCUCAUAGGGGGUACAUUUACUGACUUGUGUGUUGUUGAUGAUAAUUUAGCAAUUUGUGAUAUGAAUGUGCACCACUGGGUGCAUCACUCUAGUGACUAUUCCAGCACAUACCAAGCAGUUGAACAGGAUAGGGACUCUGAAGAUGAUACUAUUGCAGUGGAUAUUAGAAGGAGGCCUACAUUUGCAGAUGCUAAUGAUGCUCUUCGAACAUUGUGCAAAUAUGCUCAAUGUCAAGGGCUGAAUCAAAUUGUUGAUCAAGUGUUUAUGAUACAGGAGAGUUUGGUGAUUGCAAAGUGUAAUCAGAGACAGCGAACAAUUGAUGAAUUCUUGAAAUCUUAUAUUUGAAAUCUUCCCCUAAAGAUUAAUUUCAUUAAUUUAAAUAUUGAUUGUUGUAUAUCUAUAUGUUAUUAAAAUUAUAUUUAGAAAUCUAUUUCUCUUUCCAUUAUUUUAUUUUUACAGAUCAUUUGCAUUGGGAUUAUAAAUUAUUUAAUAACUAUAAUAUAUUAUAAUUUCUUUGAAAUUGAUUAAUGUUUCUCUCAUAUUAUGAUAUUCUAAAAUGACAAAUUUAUUGUAUUACUGUAUUUAUGAAAAUUUAUUUUGAUGUGUUGAAGGCACAUCUCAGUAUUUUUUCAAUUUAUUAUUUUCAUCAUGAAUUACAGACCAUGAAAAUACAAGAAAUUUUUCAUGGGCACUUAGGUAGAAAUAAAAACGAUCAUCAACAUAGUAUUAGGCCUAUAUGUAAUAGUUUUUAAACCAAAUUGUCAAAUGAAAAAAUUGAAAUUAAUAAAAUAAUCUUAAAAUUGGCACUAUACAAAGUGUACAUAUUAGUAUUAGUCUGAAAAGAAUUUAUUGGAUUUGGUGAUUGUAUAAUUUAUAGCGGAUCAGGCUAAACAAAUCUUGCAAUCUCACACUUAGGAAUUUGAAGAUAGGACCUACAAAAUGUAAUUGAGAUUGUGUUAUGUGUUUGAGUAGACUAAUAAAAAAAAGAAAAAUAACAUCUUAUGUUUGGACAGAAGAGUGACAUUAUAAGAAAACACUGUCAGGUUCUCUUUUUUCAGGAUGAUCAUGUUGACAUCUUCCAUUAAAAGAUUUUUAAUACAGC
Lymnaea stagnalis (great pond snail) is the source of this 4496-nucleotide messenger RNA. NCBI's taxonomy places the organism in Eukaryota, Metazoa, Mollusca, Gastropoda, Lymnaeidae. The record is from the annotation of a GenBank genome assembly.